CUGAACCGUUUUAUUGAAAUCCAUUCGAUUCGGAAAAUUUGCGUAAAAAUCUCGAAAAAACACGACUUUUCCAUUGGAAACACAAAAAAAUUCCCAUUAAAUUUUUUAUUUUUCAUCAUUUUCCAAAAAAAUUUCCAUUCAUUCUCCGCAAAAAAAAAUUUUUCGCCGUUUAUCGAAACAAAUCCCUCCGAUAUUCCAAUCAAACUAAAUCCAAAAAGACAAUCAUUUUUGCAUCGUAUUCUGGUGUGUGGUAAGGUGUCUCUGUGCCGAGAGGUAUUCGGCGACACCCUAAACGAGAGCAGAGACCCGGACAGGGAGGGACACGAGAGAUACACCUCACGACUCUACUUGAAACACCAGUGCUUAGAGAAGGCUUGUGACACGAUGGCCGAGAAAGGCUUCAAGCUGGUGGCGACGUGCUGCAGUGGGGCGAAUGGCCUG
This is a messenger RNA of Anisakis simplex (herring worm), 441 nucleotides long. The record is from the annotation of a GenBank genome assembly. Lineage: Eukaryota; Metazoa; Nematoda; Chromadorea; Rhabditida; Anisakidae.